GCGGCUCGUUUGAAGCUAGACUUCUUGUUAUUUUUCAGCGAUGUGGGGCCAUCGCUGUUGAAGUCUUGGUCGGACAGAAGGACGGUACCAUGUUCCUUCUUCUGCGAGAUGCGGGUCAUUGAUGUGCUGCUGUCAGGCGCAUUCUUUCACAAACUGCGUGCCCGUCAUGUUCAAUGACAUAGAGUCCAUCGACCUUCCUUAACUCUGGGCCGUACAAUCAAUUCUACCCAUUGCUCGUCUUGAAAGGGAAAGACUUAUACCAUAAAGCUCGUCGAGGAUGUUUACCGCCAUGUUCAUCAUGGGUCUGGCGUAGUACCUUGUUGCUAGCAGCAGAGAUGCGCUUUCUGUAUUCAAUUACUUUGUCAACUCUGUCACAAUCUUUGGUGGACUUACUUGGAUCUCCGUCCUCUUGUAUCUCGUCCCACAUUGCCUCUUCCUGCCGGAAUGAAAGCUCAAAGCAUCUCAUCACGAGACUCUCUUCCUUACAAGUCCCCCUUUCAGCCAUAGUUCACCUACGCUCCUUAUUUCUUACCUAUCUCGUUUGCUUCUUCAAGGGCUUUGACGGCUUUAUGCCUUGGGACUACAAGUCAUUCAUCACCAAUUACAUCGGUAUCCCGAUCUAUGUCUUUGCUUAUAUUGGUUUCAAGCUGAUCCGAAAAAUCAAGGCGGUUAAGACGUGGGAGAUGGACCUUGCCUUAUUACUACUGGCGCUCGAGAGUUCCACAUCUGGAUGAGGAAACGGAAGAAGAGCAACAAUAAUACAAGUCGAUGUCAUCGACGAAGUAAUCAUCUACCAAAUCAAAAACUGAUAAAAAUACUUGUCACUUUGAGGGAUUAGUCAAAUUCCCUUAGAAUUGUGUAGGAAAUGUUGUAGAGAAGUACAAUACUGGUACCUACGGAAAAGAAUGUACCCCCUCCCAUUUGAUCCCGUUUUUCUACCUAUACAAACAACAUCGAUUGCAUGUAUCAUUUUACAAUGCAUGUUUUCGGGCAAACCAAGUACAUAAA
Cryptococcus deneoformans JEC21 is the source of this 1008-nucleotide messenger RNA. RefSeq lists its product as hypothetical. The record is from RefSeq and is a predicted model, not a curated record. NCBI's taxonomy places the organism in Eukaryota, Fungi, Basidiomycota, Tremellomycetes, Tremellales, Cryptococcaceae. Bases 336 to 734 code for a protein of 132 amino acids. The transcript is spliced from 3 exons.